Messenger RNA from Prionailurus viverrinus (fishing cat), 2568 nucleotides. RefSeq names its product prostaglandin-endoperoxide synthase 2 (gene PTGS2). Gene Ontology annotation, biological process: cyclooxygenase pathway; response to oxidative stress. Gene Ontology annotation, cellular component: neuron projection; cytoplasm. The transcript is spliced from 10 exons. Gene Ontology annotation, molecular function: heme binding; prostaglandin-endoperoxide synthase activity; peroxidase activity. NCBI's taxonomy places the organism in Eukaryota, Metazoa, Chordata, Mammalia, Carnivora, Felidae. The coding region runs from base 124 to 1938 and encodes 604 amino acids. The record is from RefSeq and is a predicted model, not a curated record.
CAAACGACUUGCAGCGAGCGUCAGGAAACGCACGGGAACUUCGCACAGCGCCACCUCCAGCUCCUCCGCGGGAGCCCAAAUACGGCAACGCCUCCGCCCGCCCGCGCUCCGCCCGCCGCCGAGAUGCUUGCCCGAGCCCUGCUGCUCUGCGCCGCCCUGGCGCUCUGCCGUGCAGCAAAUCCUUGCUGUUCCAACCCAUGCCAAAACCAAGGUGUAUGUCUGAGCAUAGGAUUUCACCAGUAUAAGUGUGACUGUACCCGAACAGGAUUCUAUGGUGAAAACUGUUCAACACCUGAAUUUCUGACAAGAAUAAAGUUAUUCCUGAAACCCACUCCAAAUACAGUGCACUACAUACUUACCCACUUCAAGGGAGUCUGGAACAUUGUCAAUAACAUUCCCUUCCUGCAAAAUAUAAUUAUGAAAUAUGUGUUGACAUCCAGGUCACAUUUGAUCGAGAGCCCACCAACUUACAAUGUGGACUACGGCUAUAAAAGCUGGGAAGCCUUUUCCAAUCUCUCCUAUUAUACCAGAGCUCUUCCCCCUGUGGCUGAUGACUGCCCAACACCCAUGGGUGUGAAAGGCAAGAAAGAGCUUCCUGAUUCAAAAGAGAUUGUGGAAAAAUUUCUUCUAAGAAGAAAGUUCAUUCCUGACCCCCAAGGCACAAAUAUGAUGUUUGCAUUUUUUGCCCAACACUUCACCCAUCAAUUUUUCAAGACAGAUCAUAAGCGAGGACCAGCUUUCACCAAAGGACUGGGCCAUGGGGUGGACUUAAGUCAUGUUUAUGGUGAAACUUUGGAUAGACAGCAUAAACUGCGCCUCUUCAAGGAUGGAAAAAUGAAAUACCAGAUAAUCGAUGGGGAGGUGUAUCCUCCCACAGUCAAAGAUACUCAGGUCGAGAUGAUCUACCCACCUCAUGUUCCUGAACACCUGCGGUUUGCUGUGGGCCAGGAGGUCUUUGGUCUGGUGCCUGGUCUGAUGAUGUACGCCACAAUUUGGCUGCGGGAACACAACAGAGUGUGUGAUGUGCUUAAACAGGAGCAUCCAGAAUGGGAUGAUGAGCGGUUGUUCCAGACGAGCAGGCUAAUACUGAUAGGAGAAACCAUUAAGAUUGUGAUUGAAGACUAUGUACAACACUUGAGUGGCUAUCACUUCAAACUGAAGUUUGACCCAGAGCUGCUUUUCAACCAACAAUUCCAAUACCAAAACCGUAUUGCUGCUGAGUUUAACACACUCUACCACUGGCAUCCCCUUCUGCCUGACACCUUGCAAAUAGAUGACCAGGAGUACAAUUUCCAGCAGUUUGUCUACAACAACUCUAUAUUACUGGAACAUGGGCUUACCCAGUUCGUGGAAUCAUUCAGCAGGCAAAUUGCUGGCAGGGUUGCUGGUGGUAGGAAUGUUCCAGCUGCAGUGCAGCAAGUAGCAAAGGCCUCAAUCGACCAGAGCAGACAGAUGAAGUACCAGUCUCUUAAUGAGUAUCGCAAACGCUUUCGGCUGAAGCCCUAUACAUCGUUUGAAGAACUCACAGGAGAGAAGGAAAUGGCUGCGGGGUUAGAAGCACUUUAUGGUGAUAUUGAUGCCAUGGAGCUGUAUCCUGCCCUUCUGGUAGAAAAGCCUCGCCCUGAUGCCAUCUUUGGUGAGACCAUGGUAGAAAUGGGAGCACCAUUCUCCUUGAAAGGACUUAUGGGUAAUCCUAUAUGUUCUCCUGACUACUGGAAGCCUAGCACUUUUGGUGGAGAAGUAGGUUUUAAAAUCAUCAACACUGCCUCGAUUCAGUCUCUCAUCUGCAAUAACGUGAAGGGCUGUCCUUUUACUGCAUUCAGUGUUCAAGAUCCACAGCUCACCAAAACAGUCACCAUUAAUGCAAGCUCUUCGCACUCUGGACUGGAUGAUAUCAAUCCCACAGUACUGCUAAAAGAACGUUCAACUGAACUGUAGAAGGGUAUUAAUCCUAUUUAUUUAUUUAUAUGGACUAUUUCUUUUAACUUAAUUAUUUAAUAUUUAUGUUAAACUCCUUAUGUUACUUAACAUCUUCUGUUAAGGAGAAAGGGGUCAUACUUGUGAAGAUUUUCAUGUCACUGCUUUAAAGAUGUCAUUCCUUCAGGUUAAAGGGGAAAACAGUUUUCAUUCUUUUUUAUAAACUGAUGGGAAAUGAGUUUGACAUCCUUUUACUUGAAUUUCAGUUUAAAUUAUUUAUAAUAACAAAAGCAAAGCUGUUUGGACAUUUAAAUGCUGGUCCAAGAUGGCAAAAUGCUGCAAGUUUUUUUUCCAGUGUAUACCCUGGGAUUUCCAGUGUAUCCUCCAUGAUGCAUUAGAAGCAACUACCUGCACCUGUUCCUUUUCUUUUCUUCUGUUAGCCAUUGUACUGGGAGAAACUCUCUUCUGAUCAGUUUACUCCUUCUAUUUUGUUUUCUUGAUUUUAAGAUCUGAGUUCAUCUUUCGGUGGACUCUAUUUUCUUUCUUAUCUUUUCCCUCUGUCUAUAUUUUCGUAUCUGAACUUUUGCAAGUUUUCAGGAAAACCUCAACUCAGGACUACUAGUAACUUAGCUCCUCUUAACAAAAAUGAAA